Messenger RNA from Mesorhabditis spiculigera, 1431 nucleotides. The record is from the annotation of a GenBank genome assembly. NCBI's taxonomy places the organism in Eukaryota, Metazoa, Nematoda, Chromadorea, Rhabditida, Rhabditidae.
AUGUCUCCGCCCCCUCAAUUCUUCGGCUACUCCUGGGACGACGGGCAGCCGCUCUCUGCUAGUGCCGACGAGUCGGGCACCGUACUCUCCGAGCGGAAACCGCACGUCCUCCUCCGUCCCGUCUACAUUAAUGCCGUGGAAGUUGGAUUCGCUUAUCACCAAGUGGAUCGAGAUCGUCGGCUUCACGUUCGCGGAGUGACGAUUGCACUGUGGUACUUCAUCUCCAGAGGGCAUCAGGCUGUCGCCCUGCUCCCGCACUGCUUCAAGGUCUACGCCGACAAGAGCUCGAACUGGACGGAGUUGAUGCACCUCUUCCGGCUGAACCUCAUCGAAUUCACGCCUGGCUUUGGCCCCGACAAGUACGUGGAGGUGAACCGGAUGUUGGCGACGAGGGCCCGGGAGACGGGCGGCUGCGUGGUGGCCCGCAGCCAGAUGCACGCCAUCCUCGACGAGCUGCCCAACCUCGACAAGACGAUCGAGAAAAAGCUUCUGAUGCCAGCGUUCAACGGGGACGACCUGAUCUUUCCGAUGGACGGGCCGUUGGGCCGGAAUGGACCCACUUUAAACACCACCCUCCGCUGCCCGCCUAGCGACGUCGAAUGGGGCCGCUGCUCGCAUCAUCAGAUGCGCCUCUCCGACCAGCGAAUCUGGGUUCAGCGCCUCACCGCCAUCGUCCCGAAUAAGGAAUCCCUGCUAGCCCGCCCAGCUCCUCAAUUUUCAGCCGCCUGGACGCUCCUCGCCGGAAAGCUCGCCGACUUCACCCCGAAGACGCCGUUGGACAUGAUGCCACCGAGCUGUGGGCCGUGGCAGCCUCCGCGCGAAUACUCCAAUGCUGGCUCCGACGCGUACUACGAGUGGCGCGGCGGGACCUCGUCUCACGGCCCGUUCCGCCAAGUGCCCCACAACGACCUGCUCGACGGCAGCGUGGCCCCGUCCGUCUCCCCGCCCAGCCAGCCGAUUGCCGACAGCGCCACGGAGCGGCAGCCGCUCACCCCCAACCGCGCCAAGGAGGUGUUCAACCAGGUGGCCGCGAUUCUCGGAUGGGAGAAGGCAAAAACCGUCACGCAACGCUUCCCCCACGUCGAAUCGGUGCAGGCGCUGAUCGAAUACGCCUUCGAGCAGCCGGCCCAAAACAGAUCGGCUCGAGCGCCUGCUCCCGAAUCCCCGAAGACGAACGACAACCUCAACGCGGCCACCCAGACCCCCACUACCACCGCCUUGUCCAAGUUCAACGAGGCCUUGCCCAUCAUUUCCGCCAGCACGUCCGUGUCGCCCGCCACCAACACCACCACGACGACGAUGACCAGCGAGCCGGAGGUGGAAGAGGAAAUUCUCCUGAUCGACUUCUCAACUCCGGUAGAUGCUCCGCCCGCCAGCUCCACCUCAUCUCCGCCUCCUCCCAUCCUGACGGAGCUGCAGGACCUCCACUUC